Molecule: messenger RNA, 2349 nt
Organism: Lutzomyia longipalpis
Lineage: Eukaryota; Metazoa; Arthropoda; Insecta; Diptera; Psychodidae
Gene: Rab11
Product: ras-related protein Rab-11A
Exons: 4
Coding region: 147-794 (215 amino acids)
Biological process (GO): exocytosis
Cellular component (GO): recycling endosome
Molecular function (GO): GTPase activity; GTP binding
Source: RefSeq, a predicted model, not a curated record
UUUCUUGUGUGUUUUGUUUCAUGGCUGGCGUGAUUGCGUCUCCUCCUGAAAAAAAGUGAAUUUUCAAAGUGAUUUUGUUGCACGAAAAAGGGAUUUCGUCGGGAUAUUCAGCCUUGUAAUUUGCAUCCAACACCUCAGCCAACAACAUGGGAACUCGCGAUGACGAGUACGACUACCUGUUCAAAGUUGUCCUCAUUGGAGACUCCGGAGUGGGGAAGAGCAACCUGUUAUCGCGAUUCACUAGAAAUGAAUUCAAUUUGGAAUCGAAAUCAACAAUAGGUGUAGAGUUUGCUACAAGAAGUAUAGAGGUUGAUGGGAAAACAAUAAAAGCUCAAAUUUGGGAUACGGCUGGUCAGGAGAGAUACAGAGCUAUAACGUCGGCUUACUAUCGUGGUGCUGUUGGGGCUCUUCUGGUUUACGACAUUGCCAAGCAUUUGACGUAUGAGAAUGUUGAGAGAUGGCUCCGGGAAUUGCGUGAUCAUGCUGAUCAAAAUAUAGUUAUAAUGCUGGUGGGAAAUAAGAGUGACUUGAGACAUUUGCGGGCUGUUCCAACAGACGAGGCGAAGACCUUUGCUGAACGUAAUGGAUUGAGUUUCAUCGAGACGUCUGCAUUGGACUCGACAAAUGUAGAAACUGCAUUCCAGAAUAUACUCACAGAGAUCUAUCGGAUUGUGUCUCAAAAGCAAAUAAGAGAUCCACCCGAAGGGGAUGUUAUUCGACCAACAAAUGUGGAGUCUAUAGAUGUGAAACCCACUGUCUCUGCUGAUUCUGUGCGCAAGCAAUGCUGCCAGUGACCGCCUAAUAGUAGUGAUGGAAAGAGCGCUUCAAUCAUUUUUCUUAGUUCAGGUACUUCCCAUGCGUAGCUUUUUUUCCCAUGUUUGUCACAUUUUAUUUUUACCCAAAAACCUACUAAAUAAAAUUAAACAAAAAAAUAUUGUAGAAGAUAAUAAUUUUAAAAUGAAAAAUCACAAAAAUAAUAUUAAUUUCCCUUCUUUCCUUUCCAGAAUUAUUUGCAUAAGUUUAAUGAUGAUGAAAAAAUCAAGAUACAGAGGAUGAGAAAAAAAAUAUUGUCUAAUUAAUGAAUUAAUUAUGAGAAAAAGGACCCAUAUUUAAUUUUUUUUUUGUUUAAAAAUGAAUCAUACCAAUUCAUUAUAAAAUCAUUUUGCGUAGAAUGAUUGCGAAAUAUGUCCAUGUAAAAAAAAUGUCUUUAAAAUUUGCAUUAAAGUAAUAUAUAUUGAAUAAUCACUAAAAUAUAUUGACUAAUAAAUAAGAGACAUUUAUCUGAUAAUUUACAAGCACGCUGCAAAAUUCCUUCUUUUGAUAAAAAAUAAAAUCAACACAAAAAAAAUCCUGCUUUCAUUAUAGGAAUAAAAUCGGUAGAUAUUUUAAUUAUUUCGUUUUCUUUUUUCAUUUAAUUUGAUGUUCAAUGCACACAGGGAUGUUUUCUCUAUAUAAUAUAAAAUGAGUACUAUUUCGAAAAUAUAUGGGUUCAAUGUCGGAAAAAAAUCAAUUUCGAAAGUUCUAAAAGAAAGUUUUUGGCUAUUUAGGAUCAUGUUGUGUAUUUUCGAAAUAUAUAAAAAUAGAAAAAAUCACUAAAUCUGGUUAUUCUUCAUACAAUAUAAAAUUAUUUUAAUGCACGAUCUCUUAUAAUUUUUUUUCGAGUUUCUCUUUUGGGUUUCAGUGGAAGAGUUAGUCAUAGAGGAUUUGCGCGGCAUUUUUCCAAAAAACACUUGAAAUUCAUCAAUAUCGAAGCAAUUUUCAAUGAUUCUCGUGAUUUGAUGUGAAAGCAAUUUAUUGAAGAGAAAAAAUACAUAAAAAAAACAAAUAAAGCCCAAUAGAUGAUCCACAACGAAAAGGUUUAUGUUGAAUUAAAAUUUAAAAAAACAGUGAAGGAUUUUCAUUUAAUAAAUAAAACAUUAAAUUGUGGAAAAAAAAGGAUGGGGGAUUUAUGGAAGAUUUCGAACGUAAUGUAGGUAGAAAAAUUAAAAUUUUUCGAUAAUGGUUAUUUUAUUGCCUUUGAUUGCAAAGAAUUCAUAAACAAAAUUUUUCGGUAAUUUUGGUAAAAUAAUUUUCUUUUUUCAACUUUGAUAUGCCUUUUUUUUAAUAAAACAAAAUAGCAAACGGAAAUAGUGUUUACAAGAGAAAAGGAAAAAAAACUUUCUCUCCAAUUAAAUAUUGCAAAAAGUAAAAAAAAAAAAAGAAGAAAAAAUAGAUAAAUUUGAUGAAAAAUGUGUAAUUGCUGACUGUAAAUUUGCUUUAGAGGGAAAAAAAAUAUAAAAAUGAAUUUAAUAUCUAAUCAGUUUCUUAUGUAAUUAAAAGAAUAAAUUCAAUAAUAAUGAAGAAAAACUA